GUACAAAUUACACAAAUAGAGAGAGGGGGUCAGAUCUCUCUCAAGGCGUUUAAUUGCAGAGAUCUUUUGCGUUUCUCAAUAUAUAAGUGAGUCUGAAAGAGAGAGAACAAAACAGCUAAGUGCUAACCCUCCCCUCCCCUCCCCACCCCACCCCACUUUUUUAUUUAUCUCAAUCGCUUUGCUUUGUCUCUUCGUCCAUCCCAUGCUAUCUUCCUUUGUCUUCUCAGUGCCAAGCCAACUUCAGAUCCAUCAAAACAAACAAAACCUCUUUUUUCGUUAUCUCCUUCGCACUUUCACUCUUUCACCAAAACCAUAAAUAAAAGCGAUUGAAAGGGAAGAGUUUGCCUGCAAAAAUGGGUACUGGUUGGAGAAGAGCCUUUUGCACCCGCGACCCUGAAUCCACCAUAUCGGAUAAGCAACCAAGAACCCCCAGCCCAACCCCAAGCCCAAGAACCUGCGUCCGAUUGGGCUUUCUAUCCGGCGGAGGUAGCAACCCACCCACUCCCAGCUUGCGAUGUCGAACAAUCGCCGAAGCAGCAUCUCAAUCUCAAACAGUUGCCGUAAAUGACAGCCCCCGAGUUAACACCAAGACCACUCCUAGAGCAUCAAAGUCCCCCAAAAUCCUCUCUGCCUCGAAUCCUACAUCUCCGCGCUCUCCUCUUAAGUUGUCCCUCUUCAAGAACAGCUUCAAAUUCAGGAGUAGCUGUGGAAUUUGCUUGAGCAGCGUGAAGACGGGACAGGGUACCGCCAUAUACACGGCGGAAUGUGCUCACGCGUUUCAUUUCCCGUGUAUCGCUGCACAUGUGAGAAAGCAUGGUAGCCUGGUGUGUCCCGUCUGCAACGCCACCUGGAAAGACGUCCCUCUACUAGCGGCCCACAAGAACCUCGGCCCAGAAUUUGCAACGCAUCACGACGUCGCCCAGAGGCCCACCCAAAAGCCCAAUGCCAGCGACCACAAAAAGCUAGACAACCCCUCCCCCGUUGUCAAAACCAAGCACGUGGAGCCACCUCAACAACCACCAAAGCAUUCUGAUUCAAUCAGGUCCUACGACGACGACGAACCACUCCUUUCUCCCACUUCCGGCGGCCGGAUCAUCCCCAUUCCCGAAGCCGACGAGAAUGCCGAAGACGACGACGACGACGAUGCCGGCGAGUUCCAGGGUUUCUUCGUCAAUCCAAAACAUUCCUCCUCGUCCAAGUCCUACUCCGAUGCCUCGCAAUCCAACGACGGGGAUUCCAGAACAGUUCAGGUGAAAUUGAUGCCGGAGUGUGCCGUCAUAUCAGCUUCCCGAAUGCACGAUACGUAUGCUUUGGUUCUGAAAGUGAAGGCUCCGCCGCCGCCGCCUCCUCCGCGGAGCAGCGCCGCGGCUCCACUUCUGGACCCGUCGCAGCGCGCGCCGAUAGAUCUUGUAACUGUGCUGGACGUAGGUGGCAGCAUGAGCGGCGCUAAGCUUCACAUGCUAAAGCGCGCGAUGCGUUUGGUUAUUUCGUCUCUUGGCCCCGCAGAUAGGCUCUCCAUUGUGGCUUUCUCGGCUUCACCCAAACGGCUCAUGCCUUUGAGAAGAAUGACGGCUCAGGGUCAGCGAAUGGCUCGGCGCAUCGUUGACCGGCUGGUGACAGGUCAAGGGUCCAGCGUGGGCGAGGCGUUGAGGAAAGCCACCAGAGUGCUGGAGGACCGGAGAGAGAGAAACCCUGUGGCAAGCGUCAUGCUACUAUCGGACGGUCAGGAAGAGCGGGUUCAGAGCAGUAACAAGGGAAAUCAAAGGAAUUCAGCGAGCCACGUGUCGUCCACGCGGUUUGCGCACAUCGAGAUUCCGGUCCACGCGUUUGGGUUUGGAACGAAAAGCGGUUACAGCCAUGAACCGGGUGAGGACGCGUUUGCCAAGUGCGUGGGUGGGCUUUUGAGCGUGGUGGUGCAGGACUUGAGGAUUCAAUUGGGCUUUCAGUCCGAUUCGGCGCCGAUUGAGAUUAGCGCUAUCUACUCCUGCAGUGGAAGGCCCACGCUGCUUAGCUCAGGGGCCGUGCGGCUUGGCGACUUGUACGCUGAAGAAGACAGGGAGCUGUUAGUGGAAUUGAGAGUUCCAGCGUCGGCUUUGGCGAUAGGGACCCACCACGUGAUGACGGUACGGUGUCUUUAUAAGGAUCCUGCAAGCCAGGAGAUUGUAUACGGUAGGGAGCAGGGUCUUGUGGUGCCCCCGCCACAGAGCGUGCGUUGUUCCGCUACCAGGAUCCAGAGCCUCAGGAAUCUCUUCAUAACCACUCGAGCCAUCGCCGAGUCCAGGAGAUUGCUCGACCAUAAUGCUGACUUCACUAGUGCUCAUCACUUGCUUGCUUCGGCGCGUGCCCUUCUCAUGCAGUCCAGCUCUGCUUCUGCUGAGGACUACGUGCGCGGCUUGGAGGCUGAGCUGGCAGAGCUUCAUUGGCGGAGACAGCAUGAACAGGCGCAUGUUCAGCAGCAGCAGCAAAUCAUGGUGAUGCAGCAGCGGAGAAGAGGAAGCGAGAGGGAAGUGGCACUGGUGGACGAAAAUGGCGAGCCGCUCACGCCUACGUCAGCUUGGAGAGCGGCUGAGAAGCUGGCUAAGAUGGCCAUGAUGAAGAAGUCUUUGAAUAGAGUCAGCGACUUGCACGGCUUCGAAAACGCUAGGUUUUAAUUUUUUUUAAUAUAUAUAAAAUUGUUUCUUUUAUUAUAUUUAUAAAAAAAUUGUAGAGCAAAUGAGAGAGAGAGAGAAAAGAGAAGAGAAUAAAUGGGGAUGGGGCAUGAUAGUAGAAUGGAAUGGGGACAAGGUGGUAGCAGACGGCGCGGCCCUUUCUGCAUUGGAAGAUGACUACAGAGAAAGGGGUGUGUUAUAUAUAAUGGGGUAUGCCCCACCGUAAUAUGGGAGAAUUUCAUUGGUUGCUUGCUCCAUCAUGUCUUUUUGUCUCGUGCCUUUAUACACAGUACUACUCUUGUUUUUAAUUUUAAUCAUUCGCUUCUCAUUAUCAGAACCACCAUAAACACCCAAAACUUCCCAACUGCUCCACUCCUCCCGUGCCGUGUUGGGAUCCCCAUUUUAUGUUUUCAAGUUAAGAACUAUAAACGUUGUAAAUGUCCUUACCAAUUUACGUAGUAACUAAGAUCACUCUGUUUUCCU
Abrus precatorius (Indian licorice) is the source of this 3131-nucleotide messenger RNA. RefSeq names its product E3 ubiquitin-protein ligase WAV3. The transcript is spliced from 2 exons. The coding region runs from base 354 to 2651 and encodes 765 amino acids. NCBI's taxonomy places the organism in Eukaryota, Viridiplantae, Streptophyta, Magnoliopsida, Fabales, Fabaceae. The record is from RefSeq and is a predicted model, not a curated record.